Molecule: messenger RNA, 2315 nt
Organism: Marasmius oreades (fairy-ring Marasmius)
Lineage: Eukaryota; Fungi; Basidiomycota; Agaricomycetes; Agaricales; Marasmiaceae
Exons: 5
Coding region: 110-2125 (671 amino acids)
Biological process (GO): positive regulation of cytokinesis; protein dephosphorylation; regulation of exit from mitosis
Cellular component (GO): nucleolus; spindle pole; mitotic spindle
Molecular function (GO): protein tyrosine/serine/threonine phosphatase activity; protein serine/threonine phosphatase activity
Source: RefSeq, a predicted model, not a curated record
GGUGUUUCCCCAAUCCAAGAGAGGCAUGCUUUGAACACGCCCCUUCAACACGCCGUUCAUCAUUGCUCGUAUCUUUCCCCAGCCCUUCCUUCCCUUCGCUCGCAUAAACAUGCCACCUAAAUGCGAGCCUCUUUGCUAUUUCGAUGAGCGGUUAUACUUUACCACUUUUCCUCACCCCGCUCCCAAUCCUGGAGUUCUCAAUCGACUGGCUUCCGACCCCUGUUAUCGUCCACGCGUCCGGCCGCGUUCAGUUUAUUCCUCGUCUAGUUCCGACGAGGAUGCGACUUAUUACUAUUUUACAAUCGAUGACCAGCUGCUUUACCUGUCCUUUUUCCAAGACUGGGGGCCUCUGAACAUAGCCAUGGUUUAUAAGGCGUGUAUAUUGAUACACGAACUUCUUCAGGACAAGGAUUUAGAAUCUCACCGACUCGUCUUGUACUCCUCGAGUGAUCCGAAAGGGAAAGCGAAUGCAGCAUUAUUGAUGGCUCUCUAUAUUAUGAUCGUUCAACGGCGAGCACCAUGGGAAGCGUUUAAGCCGAUCGCUGAGAUAGAAUUCAUGCCAUUUCGAGAUGCUGGUCGUGGACCAUCAGACUUCAAUCUCAAUAUUCAAGAUUGUUUAUGGGGGAUAUGGAAAGCGAUGCAAAACGGUUUGUGCGACAUGAAUGAGUUCGACAUCGAGGACUACGAGUUUUACGAAAAAGUAGAGAAUGGGGAUUGGAAUUGGAUUACACCCAACUUUGUUGCCUUUGCGUCGCCAGUGGACCAGAGCUGGAUCAACCAAAGAAAAGACUCCAAUAAUCCUACAACAGGCCGAUCGUCUCUGUCUUCCUCCACUAGCAGCAACCUCGCCUUACAACGCAAACUUCCCACACCUUUUCUUAACUGCUUGGACUACUUUGAAAAACGCAAUAUUCAACUCGUUGUCCGGUUGAACACCGAGUUGUAUGACCGUAAUACGUUCCUAGACCGGGGGAUCAACCAUAUGGAGCUUUACUUCGAUGAUGGAACAAAUCCCACUGACGAGAUUGUCCGUACGUUUUUGGAUGUUGCUGAUCGAGUCGUUGAGGCUGGAGGAGUUGUGGCAGUCCAUUGCAAAGCAGGGCUCGGCCGUACAGGUACUUUGAUUGGAGCCUAUCUCAUCUGGAAGUACGGUUUCACGGCAACUGAAGCGAUUGCAUUCAUGCGAAUCGUUAGACCUGGAAGCGUAGUUGGACCUCAACAACAGUACAUGUAUUUGAAACAACUAGAAUGGGCAAAAUGGGCUGCGGUUGACGAAGCUCGUAAACAACAAGCUGCUGCUGCUGCCGUUCUAAAUCCAGUUCCUGCAUUAGUGACACCUGCUACACCACCAGCAGAUACAGACGAAGAUCUUCCGCUGGUUCCAACGACCCCCACAUCCAAUAGCACUCCUCUCCCCCCGGUGACACCUAGUCGCCAUGUCGCAGCCGCAGCCGCGAAAGCGAAGGCCAUUGCACCACCCGGUCAGCCACGGAAGACGCCGAAUGCCAAACGACCAGCUCAGGACUCAGACGAUGACGAGAAUGAUGAAUCUGACGACAUCCUACCAUCUCUAGGUGUCGCUCCCCCGCGCACUCGAAAUUCGCGAGCGAACGUUAGAGGGCCGCCUACAGGACGUGGAAUCACAGCCUCCGAACAACGCCCCACCCGUGUUACAAGGUCCACCGCUGGUGCGACAGCCAUAAAGAAGAGUGGCGCUGCUGGUGGAGUUGCCUGUUCGUCACCAGUCAAGCAAACUGGUCAACGACCUAACAAAAUCCCUCGGCUCGCCACUACUAGAACAGCUGCUCCCACCGCAGCCAAGGCUACAGUGGAAACCAGGUUGCAGACAGCUGUACCGGGCCCAUCACGCCGACCGAAUCCUCCUCAAGCCCCAACACCAUCCCGACUACCUACACUCAGGAAACAACCUACACAUACGUCUUCGUUGAGUGAAGUCGCUACAAACGCUACUUUAAAGAAGGGAACUGUCACACCCACGUCCGAUGCAUGGAUGACGACGAAUGCAGCAGCGGUUGUCAAGCCUGGAUCGAAAUCUGAGCGACCCGGGCUGAGGAGUGUCAGGCGCAGACGUAGCAGUUUUAGUGCUGCUGACGUUAUCGCAUGAGAGUCGCAUAUUUAUAUCAUUCUUUCUUUGCAUUGUCGUUCUCUGGAUAUCUCAUUCAUCUGAUCGCUUUAUCUCAGUUUUCUUUUAUCGGGACGUUGUACGUGCCAGUUAUAUCAGGUUUCUGUCGUUUUGUUUGACUUGUUUUGUUGCAUUGCACAUAAACCAUCUUCCCCCCACCUUAUCAUCAAAU